AUGGAGAAUAGUCUUGGAUGUGUUUGGGUACCAAAGCUGGCUUUUCUCCUCUUCGGGUUUACGCUGGCGAGCCUGCAUCCUCGAGUCUCCGGUUCACAGAUCAAGACUUUUACAUCAUUGAGGUUCUUGACUGAGCCUUCAGAUGCUGUCACCAUGCGUGGAAGCAACGUGCUGUUGAACUGCAUAGCAGAAUCAGAUCAAGGAGCCCCAGUUAUCAAAUGGAAGAAAGACGCAGUCUUCGUAAACCUGGCGGUGGAUGAAAGGAGGCAGCAGCUGGCCAACGGAUCACUCUUGAUACAAAACAUAGUCCACUCCAGGCACCACAAGCCAGAUGAAGGUCUCUACCAGUGUGAAGCAUCUCUAGAAGGCAUCGGAGCGAUCAUCAGUCGGACAGCUAAGGUCAUGGUAGCAGGACCACUGAGGUUUCUUUCCCAGACAGAAUCUGUCACGGCUUUUGCAGGAGACACCAUUCUGCUGAAGUGUGAAGUUGUUGGGGAGCCCAUGCCUGUGGUGCACUGGCAGCGAAACCAGGAGGACUUGUUCCCGAGCCCGGCCGACACGCGGGUGGCCGUCCUGCCCUCCGGAGCUUUACAGAUCAGCAGGGUUCAGCAUGGGGACAGCGGGAUCUACAGAUGCCUGGCGAAAAACCCAGCCAGUUCGAGAACUGGCAAUGAUGCGGAGGUCAGAGUUUUGGCAGAUCCAGGUUUGCACAGGCAGCAGUUUUUCCUGCAGCGUCCAUCGAACGUGGUGGCCAUGGAAGGGAAGGAUGCUGUUCUGGAGUGCUGCGUUUCUGGGUACCCCCCUCCCACCUUCACGUGGCUGCGAGGAGAUGAAGUGCUCCCCGUCAGGUCCAAAAAGUAUUCGUUACUGGCUGGCAGUAACCUACUCAUAUCAAACGUGACUGACGACGAUUCUGGGACAUACACGUGUGUAGUCACCUACAAAAAUGAGAACAGCAGUGGCUCUGCAGAGCUGUCAGUGAUGGUUCCACCAUGGUUUUUAAUUCGCCCUUCAAAUCUUUAUGCCUAUGAGAGUAUGGAUAUUGAGUUUGAAUGUGCCGUGUCUGGUAAGCCUGUUCCUACCGUGGAGUGGAUCAAGAAUGGAGAAGUGGUCAUUCCUAGCGACUAUUUUCAGAUAGUGGGUGGCAGCAACUUACGGAUUCUGGGCUUGGUAAAGUCAGAUGAAGGUUUUUAUCAGUGUGUGGCUGAAAAUGAAGCUGGAAACGCACAGGCCAGUGCACAGCUAAUCAUCCCAGAGCCUGCUGUCCCAAGUUCCAGUGUCCUCCCCUCUGCCCCCCGAGAUGUGGUCCCUGUUUUGGUCUCCAGCCGAUUUGUCCGUCUCAGCUGGCGCCCACCCGCAGAAGCCAGAGGCAGCGUCCAGACGUACACGGUCUUCUUCUCCAGGGAUGGCGUCAACAGGGAACGGGCAGUCAACACAUCUCAGUCUGGGACACUUCAACUUACCGUCGGCAACCUGAAACCGGAGCAGACCUACACCUUCCGAGUGGUGGCAUACAACGAGUGGGGACCAGGAGAGAGCUCGCAGCCCGUCAAGGUCGCCACGCAGCCAGAGCUGCAAGUUCCCGGGCCGGUGGAAAACCUGCGGGCUGUGUCUACCUCACCUACUUCGAUUCUUGUCUCCUGGGAUCCCCCUGCCUAUGCAAACGGCCCCGUUCAAGGCUACAGGCUCUUCUGUACGGAGAUGGCGACGGGAAGAGAGCAGAACGUGGAGGUGGACGGGCUCUCCUACCGACUGGAGGGGUUGAAGAAGUUCACCGAGUACACCCUGCGCUUCCUCGCCUACAACCGCUACGGCCCCGGCGUCUCCACCGAGGAUGUGACGGUCACCACGCUUUCGGAUGUGCCCAGUGCGAUGCCUCAGAACAUCUCCUUGGAAGUGGUUAACUCCAGGAGUAUCAAAGUUAGCUGGUUGCCUCCACCACCAGGUACUCAAAAUGGAUUUAUUACGGGCUAUAAAAUCCGACAUAGAAAGACUACCCGCAGGGGUGAGAUUGAAACACUGGAGCCAAACAACCUCUGGUACUUGUUCACAGGACUUGAGAAAGGAAGCCAGUACAGUUUCCAGGUGGCUGCCAUGACAGUGAAUGGGACGGGACCCCCCUCGGACUGGUACACAGUGGAAACACCCGAGAACGACCUCGACGAGUCUCAGGUUCCUGACCAGCCAAGCUCUCUUCAUGUCAGGCCCUUGACAACAAGUAUCGUCAUGAGUUGGACUCCACCGCUGAACCCAAACAUUGUCGUCCGCGGGUACAUCAUCGGCUACGGCGUAGGCAGUCCGUAUGCUGAGACUGUGCGGGUGGACAGUAAACAGCGUUAUUAUUCCAUUGAAAAUUUGGAGCCAAGUUCCCAUUAUGUGAUUUCCUUAAAGGCCUUUAACAACGCAGGCGAAGGGGUGCCUCUGUACGAAAGCGCGACCACCAGGUCGAUGACAGACCCCAUUGAUCCAUUAGAAGUUGAUUUUUAUCCUUUGCUUGAUGAUUUCCCUACCUCAGUCCCAGAUAUCUCCACCCCCAUGCUCCCACCAGUAGGUGUCCAGGCUGUUGCACUUACGCAUGAUGCAGUGAGGGUCAUCUGGGCAGACAACUCUGUCCCAAAGAACCAAAAGACUACGGAGGUUCGCUUCUACACGGUCCGAUGGAGAACGAGCUAUUCGACGAGUGCUAAGUACAAGUCGGCAGAUACGACCGCUCUGAGUCACACCGUGAUAGGUCUGAAGCCAAACACCAUGUACGAGUUCUCCGUCAUGGUCACCAAAGGUCGGCGGUCCAGCACCUGGAGCAUGACCGCGCACGCCACCACCUAUGAAGCAGCUCCAACCUCUGCUCCCAAGGAUUUGACAGUCAUUACACGGGAAGGGAAGCCCCGGGCCGUCAUUGUCAGCUGGCAGCCGCCGUUGGAAGCCAAUGGAAAAAUUACUGCUUACAUCCUCUUCUAUACUUUGGACAAGAAUGCUCCCAUUGAUGACUGGAUUAUGGAAUCCAUCAGCGGCGACCGGCUCACCCACCAGAUCAUGGACCUCAACCUGGACACCGUCUACUACUUCAGAAUCCAAGCUCGCAACGCCAAGGGAGUGGGGCCCCUCUCCGAUCCUAUUUUCUUCCGGACGCUGAAAGUCGAGCACCCUGACAAAAUGGCUAAUGACCAAGGUCGUCACGGGGAUGGCUCCUACUGGCCGGUGGACACCAACCUGAUUGACAGGAGCAGUCUGAACGAGCCUCCCAUCGGGCAGAUGCACCCUCCCCACGGCAGCGUCACGCCCCAGAAGAACAGUAACCUCCUCGUCAUCAUCGUCGUCACCGUCGGCGUCAUCACCGUGGUGGUGGUGGUGGUGGUGGCCGUCAUCUGCACCAGGCGCUCCUCAGCACAGCAGAGGAAAAAACGUGCAACCCACAGUGCUGGUAAAAGGAAGGGCAGCCAGAAGGACCUGAGACCCCCAGAUCUGUGGAUACACCACGAGGAGAUGGAAAUGAAGAACAUCGAGAAGCCGACGGGCUCGGACCCCGCAGGAAGGGACUCGCCGAUGCAGAGCUGCCAGGACAUCACCCCCGUCAGCCACAGCCAGUCGGAAACGCAGCUGGGCAGCAAGAGCACCCCGCAGCCCGGUCCAGAGACAGAAGAUGUUGGAAGCAGCAUGUCCACGUUAGAGCGCUCACUUGCUGCCCGCAGAGCCACCCGUGCCAAGCUCAUGAUCCCCAUGGAUUCACAACCAAACAACCCUCCUGUGGUCAGUGCCAUUCCGGUGCCAACACUAGAAAGUGCCCAGUAUCCCGGGAUCCUGCCGUCCCCGACCUGCGGAUACCCGCACCCGCAGUUCACCCUUCGGCCGGUGCCGUUCCCGACCCUCUCUGUGGACAGGACCUUUGGAGCAGGAAGAAGUCAGUACACUGUUAACGAAGGACCAGCACCACAGCAGCCGUCCUUGCUACCGCAGACGCAGCCUGAGCACUCCAACAACGAGGACGCCCCGAGCAGAACCAUCCCCACCGCCUGCGUCCGCCCCACGCACCCUCUCCGCAGCUUUGCCAACCCCUUGCUACCUCCGCCCAUGAGUGCAAUAGAACCGAAAGUCCCUUACACGCCACUUCUGUCUCAAACAGGGCCUAACCUCCCCAAGGCUCAGGUUAAAACAGCAUCCCUUGGUUUGGCAGGAAAAGCCAGGUCGCCUCUGCUGCCCGUCUCGGUGCCCACGGCCCCGGAGGUCGCAGAAGAGGGCCACAAGCAGACGGAGGACUCCGCGAACGUUUAUGAGCAGGAUGAUCUGAGUGAACAGAUGGCCAGUUUGGAGGGGCUAAUGAAGCAACUCAACGCUAUCACAGGCUCAGCCUUCUAA
Gymnogyps californianus (California condor) is the source of this 4353-nucleotide messenger RNA. It is a transcript of the gene DCC, whose product is annotated as DCC netrin 1 receptor. Lineage: Eukaryota; Metazoa; Chordata; Aves; Accipitriformes; Cathartidae. The record is from RefSeq and is a predicted model, not a curated record. Gene Ontology annotation, biological process: cell-cell adhesion. The transcript has 29 exons. Gene Ontology annotation, cellular component: membrane. Gene Ontology annotation, molecular function: protein binding. Bases 1 to 4353 code for a protein of 1450 amino acids.